CAAAAUGAUAUCCAUGUAUCAAGCAGCUACUGACCAUACUGACCUCGUCUACUUUUAUCUAUUUCUAUUGUAUAGUUCAAUUACGGAGUGUGCGUGAAACGUGCUUCGACGGUGAUGAAAAAUGGUGCCGUCGUGGUUUCGAUUUGACAUGAAAGUAGUGAACUGGGAGUUAGGAAUGCGUUAGAUUUCCUUGGUGUUUUUGAUUCUUCCUUUUAUGGGAGACGGACUCGACGUCUCUGAAAAAAAUGUAGUUCAUCGUGAGUCACUGAGAUAUUGGCUGUCAGCACAAUUGACAACUUGACGAAAUUCAUCUCGGGUAUGAACGGACAGGUGCAACCAUCACGUGAGAGGUUAGGUGGUUAUAGUAGCAAUAGCACUAACUGGUUCUCCAGUCUUGUUAAUUCAGGACAUGGCAAUAGUAUGCAAACUAUCACACCGCUCGCUGAGGGUGAGUUACCUUUGGAUGAGGCUGCCAUUGCUACAGAGGCUGAUGGAAAGGUCAAAACCAAGCUAUUGUCUAUGUGGAACAACGUUAAAUAUGGAUGGACUGUGAAAAUGAAGACUAAUUUCUCCAAGGAAUAUCCCGUCUGGUUAUUGGGUUCCUGUUAUAAGAAAUCCACAGAAGGAUCAGAUGGUCUCACCGAAAGCAUGAAACUGGAUAUGAAGACUGGAAGUGAAAUUUCCUUGGCUAUGGAUGCAACAAAAUUUGAAGAGGGAAUAGAAGGAUUCAAGAGGGAUUUCACGUCGAGACUGUGGCUAACUUACAGACGAGAAUUUCCUAUUCUAAACGGAUCCACAUUUACAACUGAUUGUGGCUGGGGAUGCAUGCUACGUAGUGGACAGAUGAUGAUGGCACAAGCACUGGUCUGCCAUUUUCUUGGGCGAGACUGGAGAUGGAAGCCAGAUUGUAGGAUAGAAACAGAUCAGCAGAUGGUGGAAGAUGAAAAACAUCGAAUGAUAAUCAAAUGGUUUGGUGAUAAGCCUGGACCACAUUCACCAUUAUCCAUUCAUACCUUGGUCUCCCUCGGAGCGGCCUCCGGUAAACGUGCCGGUGAUUGGUACGGUCCUGCAUCCGUUGCGCAUCUUAUAAGACAGGCAGUCAGACAGGCAUACUCCGACUACGACGAAUUUGAGAAUCUGGCUGUGUACGUUGCGCAAGACUGUGCUGUUUAUCUCGACGACGUGAAAGUUGCCUGUGAGAAAUCUAAUGGCGAGUGGCGGUCUCUAGUUUUACUUGUUCCUUUAAGACUUGGUGCAGACAAACUCAAUCCUAGUUAUGCACCCUGCUUGACGGCACUUCUCAGUCUAAACGAGUGCAUCGGAAUCAUUGGCGGUCGCCCUCGACACUCUCUGUACUUCAUUGGCUAUCAGGAAGAUAAGCUGAUACACCUGGACCCGCAUUACUGCCAGGAAACAGUCGACGUUUGGAAGCCAAACUUUUCACUAGCCAGCUUUCAUUGUACCUCGCCGCGUAAGAUGCUUGUAUCCAAAAUGGACCCCAGCUGUUGCGUGGGAUUUUACUUGCAUGAUAAAAAUGCUUUUGAAGAAUUUGCGAAAACUGUUGUACCUUUCUUAGUGCCGCCUAAUCAAAAGGUGGAAUAUCCCAUGUUCCUUUUUUGCGAGGGUAGCGGGGACGAUCUACACCAGGGCGUCGAAGUCAGCGAGGGUUCUAUACCUGCCUCGAUCUCCUCAGAAGCACUGGAUAUUCUAGAAGAUAAUACUCACUACGAGUGCGAGGAGUUCGAAAUCCUCUAAGAGGAGGAAUCUAGAAAGAGAGCAAAGUGCUCCUGUACUUAAGGACUAAAAGCUCAGUGUCUCUAUUUGAGAUUUUAUGAGAGUCAGGGCUGCGGUCGGUAAUAGUUCAGCCUUUAUUAUCACUAGGAAGAUUCUUUGAAUUUACAAGGAAAGAAAGAGAAUUGCGUACGUGGCUGCCUGCAUACGCACAUCUAUGUGGGUGUGCGUCUUGUGUUGCGUGAGUGUCCUGUGUGUCGCGCUCACGUAUGCGCAUCAGUUUACUCGGUUUACUCCUGGAUACUGUCUAUAGCCGUCCGUGCAUCUCAAAUAUUAAUUAUCCUUUGAAUGAGUUUCAAAGGUAUCGUCAGGCUGGAUACAGAUUAGUACGUGUACGGCAAUAGCACGUUAUGCGAUAUAUACCUUGCCCAGACACCACGAGUACUUAGGUAAUAUAAUAGUUGAAUGUUAAGUUAUUUAUUUAUUGACAUCGUUGUCUUUCGUAUUCGUACGUUAACUCGAUGUUAUAACUUGAAAUAAUUACGAUGAUGCCGCUCCAGGCAACCUCCAUUCGGAGGGUAUCUGCGCGUUGAAAAUAAAAGAAAGUACAGACAGAUGA
This is a messenger RNA of Cephus cinctus (wheat stem sawfly), 2350 nucleotides long. It is a transcript of the gene Atg4b, whose product is annotated as cysteine protease ATG4D. Bases 319 to 1755 code for a protein of 478 amino acids. Gene Ontology annotation, molecular function: protein-phosphatidylethanolamide deconjugating activity. The record is from RefSeq and is a predicted model, not a curated record. NCBI's taxonomy places the organism in Eukaryota, Metazoa, Arthropoda, Insecta, Hymenoptera, Cephidae. The transcript has 6 exons.